Cuscuta campestris is the source of this 715-nucleotide messenger RNA. The record is from the annotation of a GenBank genome assembly. NCBI's taxonomy places the organism in Eukaryota, Viridiplantae, Streptophyta, Magnoliopsida, Solanales, Convolvulaceae.
CCGCUUUUUCCGGCCAGGCCCGGCCCAAAUCCCCGUCGCCCAUUUGGUCUUCAAGGUGACUAUCAGAAUUCGCCCCAAAAUCGGCAGCUGAAAUCGUCGCCGGAGCGGAGAAGAUGAGUCUGGGGAAGGUGGGCAAGUUCACGCGGAACAUUCUAGAUCAGAAGCGCCGAUUCCUUGCGGCGAAAUGCGAAGUGAAGAGGAAGCUCUACAAAGCCAUCUGCAACGAUACAUCUCUUCCGGCGGAUCUGCGGGAGCAGCACCGUCAGAAGCUGUCGGAGCUUCCCCGGAACAGCUCCUUCACCCGAUUGAGGAAUCGGUGCAUCUUCACCGGACGCCCUCGCGCCGUUUACGAGAAGUUUCGAAUGUCUCGGAUCGUCUUUCGUUCCCUGGCCAAUCAGGGGGCUUUGCAGGGUGUUAAGAAAGCUUCAUGGUAGCACCAUCCAGUGCAGGAAGUGAGUUGAUAGCUUUUCUGGGGAACGGUGCAUGUACUUGGAAGUCGAGUUUGGAUCUCAGAUAUCUCUUGUUUUCGUGUCGGGUUCAUAAAUUUAUGGAAAACGCGAAAACCCCUAUGUUUCUGUUACAAUACUACUAAAUGCAACUCUUUUGCUUCAAGCCUUCAAGAAUCUUUUUUUUCUCUCUCGAAAUCUGGUGUUCUUUUUGGUUGGUAUUUAAAUAGACUUGCAAUUUUAUUAGGGAAUAUAUACUAAGGAGAGGG